Molecule: messenger RNA, 1417 nt
Organism: Juglans microcarpa x Juglans regia
Lineage: Eukaryota; Viridiplantae; Streptophyta; Magnoliopsida; Fagales; Juglandaceae
Product: INO80 complex subunit D-like
Exons: 4
Coding region: 147-971 (274 amino acids)
Cellular component (GO): NSL complex
Source: RefSeq, a predicted model, not a curated record
AUCUAAAGUUUACCGCUAAAAUAGAAACUUUACUCUGUAACGAUGGGAAAGUAAAGAAAGAUGAGUUCGGAGUAUGGCAUAAACUCUCCAUCGCCAGCCCCAACACCCUCUCUCCUGUCUCGUUGAACUCUCUCUCUCUCUCGCCCAUGGCUUCCGCUUCCAAGCACCAAAACCCGUCAUCUUCCAAACCUCCGAAAACCCCAGUCAACCUCAAUCCCAUCACCCACACUGACCCCCAAGACCCUAACCCCUCUGCCAAUACGGCCGCCGUCACCCGAUUCUUCACAAGCUCCGAAGACCUCGCCCUCUCGCGCGCCUCACACCUCACCCGCCAGCAGCUCCUCCGCCGUCGCUCACGCCACCUCAAGCAGCUAUCCAAAUGCUACAGGGGCCACUACUGGGCCCUCAUGGAGGAGCUCAAGAUCCAGUUCAGAGAGUACUACUGGGAGUACGGUGUCAGCCCUUUCAAGCAAGAACAACAACAGCAUGUCUCCGACAGAGAAAUCGAAGCUGGUCAUCUCGAAGGCAGUGGUGAGAACAACAACAACAACAGCAGCAAUAUGAGUUUGGACUUGAAAUGCAACCAGCGGUGCGUGUUCGUGGGGUGUAAGCUUAAGGCUAUGCCAUUGACGAGCUUCUGCCAUCUCCACAUCCUUUCUGAUUCCAAGCAGAAGCUCUACAAGGCUUGCAGUUAUGUUAUCAAGAGUGCUCAGGCUGGACCUAUAACAUGUGGGAAGCCCAUAUUGAGAUCCACCAUUCCUUCUCUUUGUAGUGUCCAUUUCCAAAAGGCCCAGAAGCAUGUCACAAGGGCUUUGAAGAAGGCGGGUCUGAAUGUUUCCUCAUCGAGUAAGCUUGCUCCCAAGUUCCAUGUUCUAGUGGCAGAAUAUGUACGCCAAAUUCAAGCCAAACGGAGAGCUUCAAGAAGGGCAAAUAGAAUUGAAGUUUUGGUGAAGGAAGAAAUUGCAAGCUGAGCCUCAUGUCUCUUGGUGCAGGCUAUAUUGGUGAUUUCUUAAAUGAUUCGAAAAGCUGAGAUGGGGGGCUUGCCGAAUCUGCAUCAGUAAAACCUUCUACCAUUUUCUCUAUGUGAGAAGUUCUAGGAGCCUCCAAAAACUAACUAAUGGCACCAAGUACAUAUGAAAUAUCAGGUGUCCAAAAAUGCUGGCUUUGACAGGAACGAACUGGAGUAGGCAUAUGCGUUUUGUUUCCAAAUAAAUGUCGAAAGCUGCACUUGCAUAUAUAGGUCUUUUCCCAAAAGUUGCUGCCUACUUUGCUGGUCAAGUCUGUUGGAAGUGGUGCAUUAAAACCUGUGCUUGAACUCCAUUUUUCCUAUUAGAAAUUUAGCUUUUAGCUUCAACGUUGACAUCUAUUAUGUCGAACUAUUGUGUGUAAUGUUGUAUAGCCAUUUUAAUUCGUGAAA